CCCAUCUCCAUGAAUUUACAGAGAAGGCUUUUGCAGAAGCAGAGCAACCCUGUUUUCUUCUCUUAUAAUCUCUCAAGUCUCAGCCAUGGCCGCAUUGCUGAAGACUAGCCUCCCCCUCAUGCUCCCCACCCUCCUAUUUCUCUACAUUUUAGUUUCGGUCUCCUCCGCCACAACAAUAACAAUGUACAACAAGUGCACCCACCCAGUGUGGCCAGGCAUCCAGCCGAGCGCCGGCCAGCCUAUCCUUGCCCGCGGCGGCUUCACCCUCCCACCCAACAAAGCCCACACCCUCCACCUCCCCGCACUCUGGUCCGGCCGCUUCUGGGGCCGCCACGGCUGCACAUUCGAUGCCUCCGGCCGCGGCCGCUGCGCCACCGGCGACUGCGGCGGAAACCUCUUCUGCAGCGGCCUAGGUGGCACCCCACCCGCCACCCUAGCGGAAAUCACCCUCGGAAACGAACAAGACUUCUACGACGUCAGCCUCGUCGAUGGCUACAACCUCGCCAUCUCCAUCACCCCGUUUAAGGGCUCCGGCAAGUGCAGCUACGCCGGCUGCGUCAGCGACUUGAACAUGAUGUGCCCUGUCGGCCUCCAAGUCCGCUCCCACGACAACCGCCAGGUGGUGGCGUGCAAGAGCGCUUGCUCUGCUUUCAACUCUCCGAGGUACUGCUGCACCGGCAGCUUCGGCAGCCCUCAGUCGUGCAAGCCGACGGCGUACUCCAAGAUCUUCAAGGCGGCGUGCCCCAAGGCUUACUCGUACGCUUACGACGACCCCACCAGCAUCGCCACCUGCACUCGCGGGAACUUCUUGGUCACCUUCUGCCCUCACCACCGUUGAUCUCAUCUCAUCCAUCUUAAUUAUUUAUUAUCCCCUAGUAGUUAAUUAAGGUUUAAUUAAUACCGUAUUACUGAGUUAAUGCUCUGUUAACCUUCAGUUUAUGGUUGUGCUUUAGUUGCAGGGUUUAAGGGUAUCUGAAUUUCUUCUAUAUUUUAAUGUAUGGAUGUGAUUAGAUGGGAAGGUGAGGGGUAUUUUGGUAAAAUGAGUUUUCUCAGUUCUCUCUGACUCUGGUCUGAGAAGUGUGCCAGUUUUGGUAUCCAAUAGUCUGCAUACUGCUGCUGAUUUUUCUCUCUU
This is a messenger RNA of Malus domestica (apple), 1132 nucleotides long. RefSeq names its product thaumatin-like protein. Gene Ontology annotation, cellular component: extracellular region. NCBI's taxonomy places the organism in Eukaryota, Viridiplantae, Streptophyta, Magnoliopsida, Rosales, Rosaceae. Gene Ontology annotation, biological process: defense response. The record is from RefSeq and is a predicted model, not a curated record.